Podospora pseudopauciseta is the source of this 1899-nucleotide messenger RNA. RefSeq lists its product as uncharacterized. Bases 1 to 1899 code for a protein of 632 amino acids. Lineage: Eukaryota; Fungi; Ascomycota; Sordariomycetes; Sordariales; Podosporaceae. Gene Ontology annotation, cellular component: mitochondrion. Gene Ontology annotation, molecular function: 2-isopropylmalate synthase activity. The transcript is spliced from 4 exons. Gene Ontology annotation, biological process: L-leucine biosynthetic process. The record is from RefSeq and is a predicted model, not a curated record.
AUGAGCUUCGGAAACCCUGUUUCCAAAUCGGGAGGAAAGAGGGUCACCAACAACACAGUGAAGAAGUACACCCCAUUCCCAGCUUUGCAUUUUCCAGAGCGGAAAUGGCCCCAGAAAACGUUGACAAAGCCGCCGCGGUGGCUGUCAACCGACCUGAGAGAUGGGAAUCAGGCCUUGGUACAGCCUAUGGAUGGUGACGCCAAGCUUCGCUUCUUCCAGCAUCUGGUCAAGUUUGGCUACAAGGAAAUCGAAGUCUCGUACCCAUCAGCCAGCCAGACCGAAUUCGAUUUCACCAGGCGGCUCAUCACCACCGGUGCAAUCCCAGAUGAUGUCUGGAUCCAAGUAAUGGCUCCCUGCCGCGAGGAGCUGAUCAGAACCACCAUUGAGGCAGCAAGAGGCGCCAAGAAAGUGAUCGUGCACAUUCACCUUUCUACAUCUGAAGUCUUCCGGGAGGUGGUCUUCAACAUGACCGAACAAGAGACCAUCGAGCUGGCCGUCCGAUGUGCACGGUUGAUUCGCAAUCUCACCAAAGAUUCAGCCGAUCCGGAAAUGCGGCAGACUGAGUGGACGCUGGAAUUCACCCCUGAGAACUUUCAAGAUACCUCCCUGGAGUUUGCCCUGGAGAUCUGUGAGGCAGUGAAGGCAGCCUGGGAACCGACAGAAGAGAACAAGAUUAUCUUCAACGUGGCAGCGACAGUCGAAGUAGCAAUGCCCAAUGUGUUUGCAGACCAAAUCGAGUACUUCUGCACCCACAUAUCCGAUCGGGAAAAGGUCAGCGUAUCGCUGCAUAAUCACAAUGAUCGUGGCUGCGCUGUGGCCGCUACAGAAAUGGGUCAGCUUGCCGGUGCGGAUCGAGUGGAAGGCUGUCUAUUUUCCAACGGAGAACGGACAGGCAAUGUCGAUUUGGUGACUCUCGCGCUGAACCUCUACACUCAGGGGGUGGACCCGGGCAUUGACUUUGGCAACCUCAACGAAGUGGUCGACAUGGUCGAAGAGCUCACCAAAAUUCCGGUCCACUUUCGGGCACCAUACGCUGGCAAAUACACGUUCUGCACAUUUACUGGCACCCACCAAGACGCCAUACGCAAGGGCUACAAGUCCAGAGCCCGUUUGGAGGAGAGGUCGGGACCCUCAGCAAAAUGGCAAAUGCCAUAUCUUCCCAUGGAUCCUGCGGACUUGGGGAGGAAGCAUGAAGCUAUCAUUCGCCUCAACUCUCAGAGUGGCAAAGGUGGUAUUGGCUGGUUCGUGAAUACGGUCUUCGAGGUCGAUAUGCCAAGAGACCUCGAGGUCGCCUUUACGAGGGUGGUCAAGAGCUACUCUGAAGAGAAGGGUGUUGAAAUCACACAUGAUAUCAUUGAGGAACUUUUCAGGUCUCACUACAUGCUCCCAAAGCCAGAGGGUGUGCAGCUUCUGAGCUGCAAUCUGAGAACCGGGAAGACUUGCAGUGCAAGAUCCAACGGCGUAAAAGGUGUCAACGGGAUGAACGGCCACGCCGUCAGUGGCGUGAAUGGCGUAAACGAUCACGCCAACGGUCACGCCAACGGCAAACCAAAGCCCAACGGAAAGCCUGCUAUACAUGAACAUACCAAAACGGUACACCUGCAGGCCAAUAUUGCUAUCCAAGGAGUCAGACAAACCAUUUCUGGCUCAGGAGAUGACAUUUUAACAAGCCUGGUGGACGCUGUACGCGGUCUCGGCUUCUGCUUUGACGUGCUCGACUACAAAACGGAGUGGCAGCAUCACGAAGGAGCGGGGGAGAAUGACGAGUCGACACGGAGAAGCGCCGGCUUCGUCAAGCUGGUGUCAGGGGACAAAACCGCUUGGGGAGUGGGUAUUCAGGAAGAUUCAAUCCUGGCAUCAUUACAUGCAAUUUUGAGCGCAGCCGCAAAGCUGGAGUAG